Messenger RNA from Alosa sapidissima (American shad), 1305 nucleotides. RefSeq names its product receptor-type tyrosine-protein phosphatase mu-like. The transcript has 10 exons. The coding region runs from base 1 to 1305 and encodes 434 amino acids. NCBI's taxonomy places the organism in Eukaryota, Metazoa, Chordata, Actinopteri, Clupeiformes, Clupeidae. The record is from RefSeq and is a predicted model, not a curated record. Gene Ontology annotation, molecular function: protein binding.
AUGGAGCAGCCCAUGCAGGGUCCACGCCACGUGGAGGUGGUGGACGUCCAGGCCAGGCAGGUGACGGUGCGCUGGGAGGCGUUUGGCUACAACGUGACGCGCUGCCACAGCUACAACCUGACGGUGCAGUACCGCGAGCGUGGGGUAGGGGGCGCUGGUGAGCAGGAGCAGGGCCAGCGGCGGGAGGAGCUGUGCGUGGACACACUGAGCGCCACUCCGCAGCACACCAUCCACAACCUCACGCCCUUCACCAACCUCAGCCUCCGACUGCUGCUCCGCAACCCAGAGGGCAGCAAGGAGUCCCCAGACAUCCACCUGCAGACCGACGAGGACGGGCGGCGGUACUUAGCUGACAGUUGUGUGUGUCUCCCUCAGAUCUCCUAUAAGGCGGUGAGCUCUUUUGACCUGGCGCUGGAUCUGUCCAAUCAGAGCGGCAGGGUGGUGAAACUGGGCAACGAGACGUCCCACGUGUUCCUGGGGCUCUACCCCGGCUCCACCUACUCCUUCACCCUGAGGGCCAGCACCGCCAAGGGCUACGGACCCCCCACCAUCACCCAGGCCACCACACGCAUCUCAGCUCCCUUUAUGCCUGCCUACGAUCAAGAGACGUCCAUCAACCAGACUGACAGCACUGUGACUAUUUUCCUGAAACCAGCCAAGAGCAGAGGAGCUCCAAUCAGUGUGUACCAGGUGGUGGUGGAGGAAGAGCGCCCUCGGCGGGUGCGCGGUGCUGCUGAGAUCCUGCGCUGCUACCCGCUGCCCGUCCACUUCCUCAACGCCAGUCAGCUGGGCUCGCGCUACUUCAGUGCCCAGUUCCCUGCCAGCCAGCUGCAGAGCGCCCGCUCCUUCAUCGUGGGCGACAACAAGACCUACAGCAGCUUCUGGAACGCACCGCUGCUGCCCCACAAGAGCUACAGCAUCUACUACCAGGCCGUCAGCACUGCCAACGGGGAGACACAACUAGACUGUGUGCAAGUGGCCACUAAAGCUGCUAUCCUGCUGACUCAACUCACUACUCCAUAUCUGCGUGUGGCUCCUGCGGCCGGUGACAGCCAGCUAACAGGUGCGGCCACCCACAAACCAGACGCUGUGGAACCAGAGAAGCAGACGGACCACACGGUGAAGAUCGCCGGGGUCAUCGCCGGGAUCCUGCUCUUCGUCAUCAUCUUCCUCGGCGUGGUGCUCCUCAUGAAGAAGAGAAGACACUAUCAGUCCUACACUUACUACCUGCUCGAUCUGUCCCAGGGUCAGCUGUUCUCUAGGGUGCGGGCCUUCAGAGCUGAGCUGCUGCGGCUGCUGCUUUAG